Messenger RNA from Sugiyamaella lignohabitans, 1188 nucleotides. It is a transcript of the gene RNA1, whose product is annotated as Rna1p. The transcript has a single exon. Gene Ontology annotation, molecular function: small GTPase binding; GTPase activator activity. Gene Ontology annotation, biological process: nucleocytoplasmic transport; activation of GTPase activity. Gene Ontology annotation, cellular component: nucleus; cytosol; perinuclear region of cytoplasm. The record is from RefSeq and is a predicted model, not a curated record. Bases 1 to 1188 code for a protein of 395 amino acids. NCBI's taxonomy places the organism in Eukaryota, Fungi, Ascomycota, Dipodascomycetes, Dipodascales, Trichomonascaceae.
AUGUCGUCGUUUUCUAUUGAAGUUCAAGGGAAGAAGUUUGAUACUGAGGCAGAUAUCAGACCCUAUUUGGAGAAGCUGGAUCAGCUUGAAAAUAUCAGGGAAGUAAAUUUUACUGGUAACUCUUAUGGUAAAGGAGCUUGUGAAGCCCUCGCUAAGAGCCUUGCAUCCAAAAAAGACCUGGAGGUCGCUAAUUUAUCUGAUAUUUUUACUGGUAGAAUCCGAAGUGAAAUCCCUGAUUCCCUGGAUGAUAUCCUUGUUGCAUUGUUGAACUGCCCAAAGUUACAUACCAUUGAUCUCUCCGAUAACGCAUUUGGCAUUGCCACUAUCGAUCCUUUGGAAUCAUUCUUAGCUAAACACAGUCCUUUGGAGCAUUUACUUUUAUCGAAUAAUGGAUUUGGCCCAUUGGCUGGAUCUAGAGUCGCCAAUGCAUUGGAAAAGCUUGCUGAGGUGAAAAAAGCCAACGGCAGCCCUACCCUGAAGACUGUUUUGUGUGGUCGUAACCGUUUGGAAAACGGUUCUAUGGAGGCUUGGGCAUCAUUCCUAGCUGCACAUGGAUCUAUCCAAGAAAUACGAUUAUAUCAGAAUGGUAUUCGUCAGGAAGGUUUAGAGCAUUUGUUUUUGAAUGGACUCGCUAAGUCUCCAGAAUUAGAAAAGCUCGAUCUACAGGAUAACACUUUGACUGAAAGAGGCGCUCGUGCACUUAGUAAAGUUUUCCACAAUUGGAAAAAACUCAAAGAGUUAGGUAUUAGCGACUGUUUACUGUCAGCUCGUGGCGGUGAAAUUUUUGCUCAGACCAUCGUUGAUGGCGAAGAGCUCCCCAAUUUAGAGAUUUUGAAACUCCAAUACAAUGAAAUCGAAUCCAAUGGUAUUAAUUUGCUCAGUGAAGCAAUUGCCAAGAAGUUGCCCAAUCUGAAGACUCUUGAAAUUAAUGGUAACAGAUUUUCUGAGGAUCAUGAGGCUGUUGAUAGCAUCACUAAAAUUUUUGAAGACCGUGGAUUUGGUGAAAUUGAUGAGUUGGACGACAUGGAAGAGCUUACAGAUGAUGAAGAUGAGGAAGAAGAUGAGAAUGAGAGUGGUUUCGAGGAUAUUGUCAAGGAUGCAGAAGAAGAAGAGGAAGAAAACGUUGCCCCUGAAAAGAGCGACGAAGUCGAUGACCUUGCCGCCAAGAUCGAAAAGACGACUAUCUAA